UCAAGCUCAACGGUUCGAAAGUGAUUUUCAAAAGUGAUUCGAAAGCGAUAAUUCCAUCCGAUAGGCGAUACAACAGGUGUACAGUGAACAAUUCGAUAGCCAGGCGUACCAAUGAGCAACGCGAGUGUGAAUGAGACGGAGGCCAGCGGUACGACGGAACAGCUGCAACAGGAAAGGGACCUCAAGGAGCUGCUCGAGUGGUUCCAGCAAAAUGACAGACUUCCCAAGGAGAUUGAGCCGCUUCUGCUCCGACGGUUCUAUCAGUGCAUGUUUGGGGACGUGGAGGAGACCCAGAAGCUCAUCGAGGUGAACUACGCCCUCCGCAACCGACAUCCGCGCCUGUUCAUCCAGAGGGAUCCCCUAGAUGCGGAUAGCCGACGCACCUUCGACUACGCGGACAUUUUACCGCUGCCUGGUUUGACGCCAGACAAGUACAAGGUAUCGCUGUACUGCUUUCGGGACUUUGAUGCCACCAAGAUGCACCACACGGAGGAUACGCGCGCCUUCUUUAUGGUCAGCGAUUGUCGUUUUGUGACGCCAGACGAUCCCGGAAACACGGAUAUCUUAUCUGAGGGGGAAGUGCAGGUUUUCGACAUGAAGGGUACUACCAUGCGACACAUUUCGAGGCUGACGAUCAGCACGCUUCGCGCAUACAUCAAGUUCCUUCAACUUGCAUUUCCGGUGCGCCUGCGCGCCAUCCACAUGAUCAAUUGUCCAUCAUACUUGGAUCGAAUUGUUAGCGUGGUGAAGCCAUUCAUCAGCGAAGAGGUCUUCAAACUGAUCCGCUUUCACACCCAGAGCAUAGAUACUUUGUACGAAUUUGUACCGCGAGCCAUGCUGCCGGAGGAAUACGGCGGAGAAGCUGGAUCAUUGGAAUCACUGCGGACUCAGACUCAAAAGUCCUUGGCUGAUCAUCGCGACUAUCUGAUGAACCCCGAUCACUGGGUAGUAGUUAAACCAGAGAAGCGUAACGGAAACUCGUGGAGAUUUUUCAAAUGAUUUGGCAACGGCAUAAUAGCCAGUAUUGUUUUUUUUUCGUAUUGAUAGACUUUGUAUAUGUGCCUGUGUAUGUAAAUGGUUCCUGCAGAAUUUCGUCUCUUAAAUAAAGCUCAUAUUGUAAUUACAAACGUU
Messenger RNA from Drosophila eugracilis, 1131 nucleotides. Its product is annotated as alpha-tocopherol transfer protein-like. NCBI's taxonomy places the organism in Eukaryota, Metazoa, Arthropoda, Insecta, Diptera, Drosophilidae. Gene Ontology annotation, cellular component: membrane. Gene Ontology annotation, molecular function: phosphatidylinositol bisphosphate binding. The record is from RefSeq and is a predicted model, not a curated record. Bases 112 to 999 code for a protein of 295 amino acids. The transcript has 6 exons.